This is a messenger RNA of Microdochium trichocladiopsis, 962 nucleotides long. RefSeq lists its product as uncharacterized. The record is from RefSeq and is a predicted model, not a curated record. Bases 158 to 499 code for a protein of 113 amino acids. The transcript is spliced from 5 exons. Gene Ontology annotation, biological process: iron-sulfur cluster assembly. Lineage: Eukaryota; Fungi; Ascomycota; Sordariomycetes; Xylariales; Microdochiaceae. Gene Ontology annotation, cellular component: L-cysteine desulfurase complex; mitochondrion.
CGACUUUUUGGAACGCCUCAUCACCUUCACGGCAAAGCAGUACCAACUCGCCUCCGCGCCCGCAACCACACACUUGACAGGCACAACAAACCAGCACGCCACGACGACAUCUCGAUCCGCACGAGCACUCAGCGUCCGAGAGCCGCAACUUCCGGCCAUGUCAAUCGUCUCGGCCCUCAAGGGCGACCUGCCCCAGCAGGCUCGAUCGCUGUAUCGGCAACUUCUCCGCUCCGGUGCCCAGUUCCAGUCCUACAACUUCAAAGAGUACGCCCAGAGGCGGACGAGAGACGCCUACCGCGAAAACCAGCACGUCGAAGACCCCCGGCAGAUCCAGGACCUGAUACAAAAGGGCUUGAAAGAACUCCAGAUCAUCCAGCGGCAAACAACCAUCGGCCAAUUCUUCCAGAUUGACCGGUUAGUCGUGGAGGGAGGCAUGCAGGGCAAGGAGACUGGCAAGUCAGGAGAGAUCACAAGGCAGAAGGACACUGGUUGGGACUAGAGGAAUUCUCGACUCGUUCAGAGGGAUUUCCUGAUUGUGUCAGGCUGUAAUACAAAUAUUGUAUCAAUACACUACUCUCACCGAUCUCUGUGAAUAAAGAUUGCGAUGUGCUGGAAAACGGCUAGUGGUCAAAAUCUGUGGUCAUAAUCUCUGGAGGCCAAGCAUAUUAAGAAGUCGAACAUGACCGACAAAUCCGUAAUUACUUCUUGUUUGUGGAGCCUGUUUGUGUUUGGCAGAACCACGAUAUUGUGAUGAAGUGUCGCAUGAACAAUCGUAUCUACCAUCGGCGUAAAUGGACAGCAUUUCGACCAUUCAUUCCACCAGGCGAAGCCGAGAAUGGCACUAUGCUCAGAGCACCAGAGGGAGCAUCUACAUAGUACAUGAUAUUGAAACACGCUGGCUCAGAAUAUGCGUGUAUUCGGUACAACCUUCAAGUUGUAAAUAAAUCCUGAGGGACUGACUG